AUGUCGAAGACAGCCCAGAUGCCCAUGCUCAAAAUGAACGAGAUGUGGGCGUCAAUGGAAUGGAUUCCCAGACCAUUAAGAAGUUUAAUUCGUGAAGGACAAGCCCGCGGUUGGUGUGCCGUCGAGGACGCCAUGAUCGCUGCUCGCUGCUACCUUGGCCACCUCGAGCAGGCCGGCAUGCACCGUGCCCCUAUCAUCGAGGCCGGUUUGGCUCCCACCGCCGAGACAUACGCUCUCAUUUAA
This is a messenger RNA of Apiotrichum porosum, 243 nucleotides long. RefSeq lists its product as uncharacterized. The coding region runs from base 1 to 243 and encodes 80 amino acids. The record is from RefSeq and is a predicted model, not a curated record. NCBI's taxonomy places the organism in Eukaryota, Fungi, Basidiomycota, Tremellomycetes, Trichosporonales, Trichosporonaceae. The transcript has a single exon.